AUGACCUCCGCAGAACCCAGCGCUUCUUCGGCCUCGGCCGCAUCGCCCGUACUCUCAGUACCCUCACAACACCAAUAUUACCAUACGCAAACCCGCCCUGCAUCAUGUGGUCCUCUCCUCGCGCUUGACACUCGAUACGAAGAAAGUGCUCUCAGAACUCCACUCCACGCCCUCCCCUUUCCGCAUCCAAAAUGGUGUGUUGAUCCGGCCACCGGAGCCGUAUACGAAGACGCAAGUGCGAUACUAGAAGCGUGUGAAACAGGGUUAGAAGAUGUGCGACCAAGCAUAGAAAAUAUCGAAAAGGACGUAGUGACGAAGAAGAAAAGGGAUUUUCAAGAGAAAGAAAACGAGAAAUCCCGAAGCAAAAAAAAGGAGAGGCAAGAAUGA
Bipolaris victoriae FI3 is the source of this 387-nucleotide messenger RNA. RefSeq lists its product as hypothetical. The record is from RefSeq and is a predicted model, not a curated record. NCBI's taxonomy places the organism in Eukaryota, Fungi, Ascomycota, Dothideomycetes, Pleosporales, Pleosporaceae. Bases 1 to 387 code for a protein of 128 amino acids. The transcript has a single exon.